UUUUUUUAGAAAUUUUCAAUAUUUUAAUGUUUAAUUAACACAUGUGGUUGAUGAGAAAAUACCAUUGGAGUUUUUACUUUUUUCUUUUUGUUUAAUUUGACGUCCAGUUAUAUGUUUUAUUGCUGAGAAAAUACUUUGGGAAUUAUUUAAUAAUUUUAAUGUUCAAUCGUGCUCUGUUUGGUUGCUGAAGAUGGUAUUUAAAAAAUUGUUUCUUUUCGGUUUUUGCUGAAGAUGGGACCUUUUUUUUAAAAAAAAAAGUUGUAAAAUUCUUUCUUUUUGUAUUGAUUUUUCAUUUUGAAUGAUGCUCUAUUUGGUUGCUGUGAAAAUACUGGGUUUUGGGUAUGGUUACUGGCAGUAACAUAGAUAUGCUACCGACUAUAGAUAAUGGUUCAGAAAGACCUAGAGGGAAGUUAGAAGAUAGUUUGACUGAGCUAGAAUUGAUUUUGCGAGCGCAUGGUAACCAACAAUUUGUGAGUGGUGAAAGGGAUCUUAAUAUGUGUAGGAGUGGCAGUGCUCCGCCCACGGUUGAGGGAUCCUUGAGUGCUGUUGGUAGUCUUUUUGCUAAUCCCGAUUUUGGAGACAUUAAUGGUAUCACUGGUGUUGGUAAUAGUAGUAGUAGUAGUAGCAAUAAUGUAAUGCUGUCUGAAGAUGAGAUACGCUCGCAUCCUGCAUAUCUUUCAUAUUAUUACUCCCAUGAAAACAUAAAUCCGAGGUUGCCUCCACCAUUGUUAUCAAAAGAGGAUUGGCGUGUUGCACAAAGGUUUCAGGCUAGUGGUUCUUCCCUUGGAAGCAUUGGGGACUGGAGAAAGAAGUUGAUUGAUGGUGGUGAUGGUUCAUCACUAUUUUCAAUGCAGCCUGGUCUUUCUGUACAACAAGGACAAAAUGAUUCGAUGCAACUGAGGAAUGCCAAUGCAAGGAAUACACCAGGGAAGAUGUCAGCUGAGUGGCUUGAUAAAGGCUCAGAUGGCUUGGUUGGCCUCUCUGGUUCUGGGCUUGGUUCAAGGAGGAAGAGUUUUGCUGACAUUCUUCAGGGAGGACUUGAUCGACCUGCGACCUUAUCAGGCCACCUGUCACAGCCAUCAAGUCGUAAUACUUUUAGUGAUAUGUUGGACACAGAUAGCAUUGCUGAUCCCAGCCCACCUGGUUUUUGUAAUGGAGCAGAGCUCAUGGAGGGCUUUCCUGCUGGAGUAGCACAUCCAGGUGUGGUAGGAGUUCAGAGCCAUGGUAAAACCACUUCUCACUCUUUUGGAUCUGCUGUGGGUUCAUCAUUAUCAAGGAGUACAACUCCACAACAACAUUUAGUUGGGAGGUCUCCUGGUUCUGGACUUCCUCCAGUUGGGAGCAAGGUGGGCCAUGUAGAAAAAAAGAAUAUCAUUGGAUCUAAUGUCCAAAAUGUUUAUUCUUCUACUGUACCUGAACUUGCUGAAAUUGCAGCUACAUUAUCGGGAUUGACCUUAUCAAAAACUAGACAUGCAGAUGAGAAUAGUCAUAUGCGAUCUAAUCUUCAGGCUGAUAUGGAUAAUCAGCUAGAAUUUUCAUUCAACAUGCCCAAUGGUCAUAAUCAGAGUGUGCAGCACCAAUUUAUUGACAAGUCCAGUGCUGAAAAGCUCUCAUUUUCUACAAACUAUAUUGACUUAGCUAGGGAGAAGGGGAUUGCACCUAAUAUUAAUGCUUCUAAGAUUAGUUCCAAUGGGCAAGUCAGCAUUCCCAAAAGAACUUCCUCUUCUGCAGAUCUUUAUGCAGAAGUGCAUCCUUCAGGGCUUGGAAGUUUGGAAGGAUCUGAUGUUGGCCAUCUCAAUGUGAAUCUUAUGAACACAGAUUUCAUUGGCCAUCUUCCUGGUGCUUAUUCUGUUAACCAGAAGUUAAAUUCUACAAUUAAGAACCAUUUAAAUGCAGGUUCCUCUUUGGCUGGUAAUGGUGAUAGGCAAAGUUUAAGUAGAGCUGGUAAUCAAGGAUCUAACCUUGUUUCUCCACUUUUGGAUCCUCAUUAUAUCCAGUACUUGCAAAGAACUUCUCAGUAUGCAACACGUGCUGCAACUAGUCCUGAUUCUCUGCAUGCUGGGAACUAUGUUGGUACUUUGCAUGGGGAUUUGGAUGGCCUUCAAAAAGCGUUCCUUGAGGCAAUAUUAGCUCAGCAGAAGCAGCAGUAUGAACUGCCACUUUUAGGUAAAGCUGGUGGUCUGAAUCAUGGCUAUUAUGGGAAUCCCUCGUAUGGUCUUGGCAUGCCAUAUGCUGGAAAUCCACUGGCAAAUUUUGUACUCCCAUCCAUUGGUUCUGGAAGUAUACAGAAUGACAGAGCACAUUUUAAUUCAAUGAUGAGAAGCUCGACAGGAGCAUGGCACUCAGAUAUCAGUAAUAGUGUGGAUGGAAGAUACAUAUCAUCUUUAUUAGAUGAAUUUAAGAACAAGGCUAGAUCUUUUGAACUUGUAGAUAUUGUUCACCAUGUUGUUGAAUUCAGUACGGAUCAGUAUGGUAGUCGCUUUAUUCAGCAGAAAUUAGAAACUGCCACGGAGGAAGAGAAGAACAAAAUAUUUCCUGAGAUUAUUUCCCAUGCUCGAGCUUUGAUGACUGAUGUCUUUGGAAAUUAUGUCAUACAGAAAUUUUUUGAGCAUGGUACAGAAAGUCAAAGAGCAGAGUUAGCCAGUCAGCUUACUGGUCAUGUGUUGCCUCUUGGUCUUCAAAUGUAUGGUUGCAGAGUGAUUCAGAAGGCUAUGGAAGUGUUUGAUUUGGAUCAGCAAACAAGGAUGGUGGCAGAGCUUGAUGGUUCAGUCAUGAAAUGUGUUCGUGAUCAGAAUGGCAAUCAUGUUAUUCAGAAGUGUAUAGAGUGUGUCCCGCAAGAUCGAAUUCAGUUUAUCAUUUCAGCUUUCUAUGGUCAAGUUGCAGCGCUUUCUACCCACCCUUAUGGUUGUCGUGUCAUUCAGAGGGUGUUAGAACAUUGCAAUGAUGUAAAAACCCUACAAAUCAUUAUGGAUGAAAUUAUGCAAUCUGUAUGCACUCUGGCACAAGAUCAAUAUGGGAAUUAUGUUAUUCAGCAUGUUAUUGAACAUGGUAAACCACAUGAGCGAUCUGCCAUUAUCAGCAAGCUUGCAGGACAAAUCGUGAAGAUGAGUCAACAAAAAUUUGCUUCUAAUGUUGUUGAGAAGUGCUUGACUUUUGGUGGGCCAGAGGAACGUCAAAUUUUGGUCAAUGAGAUGCUUGGUUCUACCGAUGAAAAUGAGCCAUUGCAGGCUAUGAUGAAAGAUCAAUUUGGAAAUUAUGUUGUACAAAAGGUUCUUGAAACUUGCGACGACCAUAAUCUUGAGUUAAUUCUUUCUCGUAUCAAGGUUCAUUUAAAUGCCCUGAAGAGGUACACUUACGGCAAACAUAUUGUUUCUCGUGUUGAGAAGCUUAUUGCAACUGGAGAAAGGCGCAUAGGAUUACUAUCCUCAUUGGCCUCCUGAAUAAUCCAUAUAUAAUCAUGUAUGGCAUUUUUUUUUCUCUGCUGCCAUGACAAGACUGCAAAUAGAUACAAUUUGUACAGUUGACAUGGAUGGUGAUUUUAGCAUUCAUCAUCUUGAGUCUUAUUCACUAUAAAAAGUUGUAGAUAAACAUAAAUCUAGUAGGUCUGUAGAAUAAGAUUAUCAUUGUCAAUAUCUAAUUGUAUUUUCGUCGCAUUGUUUUGGAACUCUGAUGAAUCAGACCAGAGGAUGGCUUAUAUUUUUACUAUCCAUUCUGGAAGUAGAUGAUAGAAGCUAUAAGGAUGACUUAUAUUUUUGCAAUCCAUUCUGCAGGUAGAUAAUAGAAGGUAUAGAUUGUAAAGCUGUAGCUUGGAUGUAAUUGUUUAAUGAGAAUUUUUGCUUGCAUAUUUACAUUUAUAACUUAUUGAAAUCAAAAUACAAGCCUUAUGCA
Molecule: messenger RNA, 3888 nt
Organism: Durio zibethinus
Lineage: Eukaryota; Viridiplantae; Streptophyta; Magnoliopsida; Malvales; Malvaceae
Product: pumilio homolog 4-like
Biological process (GO): post-transcriptional regulation of gene expression
Cellular component (GO): cytoplasm
Molecular function (GO): mRNA binding
Source: RefSeq, a predicted model, not a curated record